Hevea brasiliensis (rubber tree) is the source of this 742-nucleotide messenger RNA. RefSeq names its product histone H2A. Bases 97 to 546 code for a protein of 149 amino acids. Gene Ontology annotation, cellular component: nucleosome. The record is from RefSeq and is a predicted model, not a curated record. NCBI's taxonomy places the organism in Eukaryota, Viridiplantae, Streptophyta, Magnoliopsida, Malpighiales, Euphorbiaceae. Gene Ontology annotation, molecular function: protein heterodimerization activity; structural constituent of chromatin; DNA binding. The transcript has 2 exons.
CUCCACAAAUCAACUUUCUCUUUCUAUAGCACCCGAAAGAAUUCCGCGGCCUCCUGUCUCUAGGUGAAUUUAAUAGGGUCGGAUCUUUAUUGGCGGAUGGAGACCGGAGGGAAAUUGAAAAAGGGUGCCGGAGGGAGGAAAGGUGGAGGUCCGAAGAAGAAGCCAGUUUCUAGGUCUGUAAAAGCGGGUUUGCAGUUUCCUGUUGGGAGAAUCGGGCGGUAUUUGAAGAAAGGGAGAUAUUCGCAGCGCGUUGGAACUGGGGCUCCAGUUUACUUGGCUGCCGUUCUCGAGUACCUAGCUGCUGAAGUGCUGGAAUUGGCUGGGAAUGCAGCUAGAGACAACAAAAAGAACAGAAUAAUACCAAGGCACGUAUUGCUUGCUGUGAGAAAUGAUGAAGAGCUUGGAAAGUUACUUGCAGGUGUAACCAUUGCUCAUGGAGGUGUCCUUCCCAAUAUUAAUCCUGUUUUGUUGCCCAAAAAGUCUGACAAACCCACCAAGGAACCCAAGUCUCCCUCUAAGGCCACCAAGUCCCCCAAGAAGGCUUAAGUGCUUUCUCCCAUUAUCAAAGCCAAAUUCAGUGCCUUAAAUCUUGUGUCUUUGUUGUAUGUAAUUUUAGUUUUAGAGAUGGGUUAUUUUGUUGUAGGGGAAAGUUGUUAGAAACAAUGUGUAAUUCCUUUGAUCUUUGCAAUACUAUGUUAGGAUUGGACCAUUUAAGAUUAAUGGAUGAAGCUCUUUCUUUUAA